ACCCGGUGCUGCAGUGCAAUCGAUGCCCGAAAACUUUUUUGUUGACAGAAGAAGGGGAUUACAUGCACCCGGAGGAGUGCGUCUACCACCGGGGUCACCUUCGAUAUAACAUCGAUGUACUCUCGGGUCAACCUAUGUAUUACUACACCUGCUGCUCAGGCAUCGAAACAAUGACAGGAUGCUGCGUGUCCCAGGGUCACGUGUACGAUGGGCCUGACCCAAGUUUUUUGACGGGCUUUGUGUCGACAGUUGCCAAGGGUCCACAACCCGACGGCGGCUGCCCUGGGGUUUAUGCAAUCGACUGCGAAAUG
Rhipicephalus microplus (southern cattle tick) is the source of this 311-nucleotide messenger RNA. RefSeq names its product putative exonuclease GOR. Lineage: Eukaryota; Metazoa; Arthropoda; Arachnida; Ixodida; Ixodidae. The record is from RefSeq and is a predicted model, not a curated record. Gene Ontology annotation, molecular function: exonuclease activity; nucleic acid binding. Gene Ontology annotation, cellular component: nucleus.